Messenger RNA from Polistes canadensis, 8709 nucleotides. RefSeq names its product zinc finger protein Xfin-like. Bases 1550 to 7987 code for a protein of 2145 amino acids. Gene Ontology annotation, cellular component: nucleus. The record is from RefSeq and is a predicted model, not a curated record. NCBI's taxonomy places the organism in Eukaryota, Metazoa, Arthropoda, Insecta, Hymenoptera, Vespidae. The transcript has 12 exons. Gene Ontology annotation, molecular function: zinc ion binding.
AAAGAGAGAGAAGGGAAGAAAUAGAGAGAGACAGAGAUAAAGAAAGAGAGAAAGAAACGAAGCAAGGAAAUCUUAUGCGAAUAGAAAGAAUUUAAUAUGUCUUUUCUCAAGACGCAGUGUUACGAGCGAUUACGUUCGUCAAGGUCAUCAAGAGAGCGUCUUCGGAAUAAUGUACGAAGGAAGGAUCUCUUUUUACCCUUCCAUGGCCGUAUAAUAAAAUUCACCAGGAGGAUCCCCCACAUUGUGGAUCUCGGAGAAGGAAGGAAGGAAGCGCGCAACAAGCAAAGCCAUCGCUUCGAGCGAUCGCGCGAUGUCAACUACGAGACGGAGAAACGUUGUUGGGAGAAAGAGAAGGAAGGAACGUGUCAAUCUGUAUCGUGGAAAGUCCACGGCUAACGACGGUAGAGUUCGCCGACGACGGUACUGGCGGUGCUUAUCCGAUCGGUCCGGGUAGGGAAACAAGUGUCUGUGUACAAGAUGGCGGCGCCCGGGGCUUUCACUGUCGUGAAAAUCGCGAGAAAGCGAGUGCUCUCGUUGUAAAAAAAAAAUAAAAUACGCUGGAAGAGAAAGACAAGUGUAGUAGCGUAGUAGUAGUCGUAAUAGUAAAUAGUAAAUAGUAACAAUAGUAGUAGUGUAGUAUUUAGUAGUAGUAUUGUAUAGCUUAGCGAUACAGCCCCGCGGAGGAGAGCGGUAUCGCGAGAGCCGAGACUACGACUAAUUGUCAAAGGAUGUGAUCCGAGAAGAAAAAGACCCAAGCUCUGACAUCCUCGAGCUCGGAGCUUCCUUAAGCCCCCUGGCUUUUGAUGAAAUAACAGAAUCUACGAGGAGGAUAUAGUCUCAUACAGAAGAAAUAAUACUAGUGGAAGAUAGAUAAUAAUAAGGAGGAGAAAAAUAAGAAGACUUAAGUGAAAAAGAAAAAGAAGAAGAAGAGGAAGGUGACGAAGACGAAACACAGUCGUCGUUGGCCGUUCGUUCGUUCGUCCGUUCGUCCGUCCGUUCGUUCGUUCGUUCGUUUGUUCGUUCGUUUGUUCGUUCGUUCGUUCGGUCAGGUUAUUGGGGUGUCCGAAAGUUAGUUAAAAGUGCAUUAGUGUUCGUCCUUUUAUAGAAGAAUCGUUGUUAUUCUUCUUUAACUUUUACCUUUCUUACUGCCGCCCCUCCCUAACCCCCUGUGUUCCUUUCUACCUUUUCUUCUCUCAGGGACUUUGGAGUGAACCUAACUAAGGUCUUCUGCUAAACCUUCGUUUCUCUUUCUUCCCCUCCCCUGUCCCUGUCCGUCCUAACCGCUCCUCUACCCGCCCCCUUGGGUUCUCUUCUUAGUCUCUGUCGUCGUAUCUCUUGGGUAAGAGCACGUAUACGUUCUUCGUCUACUGAGCGCUAUACCGCGAGAGUCAAUUACUUACUACAUCUUGUGAUAUAUAACGCAGUCGAAGGCCAAGAGCUAACACAUCUUCUGAUAUAUUUUCUACUACGACGACGACGACGAGGACUUGUGCAUUAAAAACAACAAUCAACAACACAACAUUGAAGACUAGUGUUAACGAAAAAGAGAAUGACUGCAACUACGGCGAUAACAACAACGACGACGACAACGACGAAGACGAAAACGGCGACGACGAAGACGAAGACGAAGACGAAGACGACGACGACGACGAGGACGACAACGAUGACGAUGGAGUCUAGACAAAGUUAUCAUGGACUCUGCCGAUUGUGUGCAUCUUACGACGCUGUUAUGAUGGAUAUUUUCGGUCAGGAGGGCAAAACACGACAAUUCGUCCAAAAAAUUCAAGCUUGUUUGCCAUUCCAGGUCAGAGAAAAUGAUAAUCUUCCAAAGAGCGUAUGCAGUCGUUGUAUUUACAACCUGGAGAAUUUUUAUGACUUUAGGACAGCAUGCCUCAAUGCUGUGUUAUUGUUAGAAAAACAUUUACCUCCAAGCGAAGCACUUGACAGUGAUAUAAAUAACUAUACGCAGUACAGUAAUGUACAAUUUCAACAAGAAAAAGAAAAUAUACCAAUAAUAAUACCAGAAGCUCCCAUAGUAAAUCCCAAUGCAGCUCUGGGUACACCACCAAGAUUAAAUUACAGUGGUGAAGUGGAUCAUGAAAUAGAAGAAUAUCUUGAAAAUGGUGCCACGGAUGAAGAGGCAACGUUUGAUUCGGAUGAUAGAAAAUCAGAUGAAUUUGAAUUGGAUAUGGAAACUAAUCCUAGUGAUUUCUUAGAAAUGCCCCCAAUGGUAACUGAAGAUAACGAAGAAACGAGUUCCAAAAAUAUCCCUACAGCAAUGCAAAAUUCUACAGUAUUUCAACAUACGUUGGAGCAACAUGAAGUGUAUGUGUGUUCGUUGUGUACCAAAGCAUUUAGUUCCAAAGGACAUUUGUCCCUUCAUGCGAGAAUUCAUACAGGCGCGGGCAAUGUUAUUGGUCAGAAGGUUAUCACCGAUGAUCAUACUUCUUAUAAAAGGCCUUAUCAGUGUGAUCUCUGUAACAAAUCUUAUUCAACAGCUAAACAUCGAUGGGGACAUGUAUCUACGACGCACAAAGGACAUCCUGCUGUUACAUGUGGGUAUUGUUCACGCAUUUAUUCAACCAGAAUGAAUUUGGAAGAACAUGUUAAAUCUCGACAUGCAGGUGUUUUGAAAUCAACUAAAUUACUAAAUCCUCUUUAUCGCUCAAAACCGAAAUAUUAUUGUAAAACGUGUUCAAAAAUGUUCACAAGUAUAACUGACUUAAAUAUUCAUAGUCAACUUUGUGUGAGACACUCAAUUGAAGUACAAUCUGAUAUUAGAAGCGGAAUAACCAAUAUGAAAGAACUGGUGAUUGAUACUUCGGAUGUAUCGAGUUGGGAUACAGAUGAUGAAAAUAAAGGAUUUAAAAAUGCAGAAGCAAAAUUAGCGAAAAAUCCACAACUUACGAUAUUGAAACAAGCGUUGAUUAAAGGGAGUAAAAGAAGUGCUCCAGAUGGAGAAGUUAAUCCACCUAAGAUAAUGAAAAUGGAGGAUGGUGAAAUUCAGAAGUGGUACUGUAACAUAUGUUCUAAAGGUUUUACAUCGGUAGAAGAUUUGAAAAAACACGAGACUACGCAUGAAACCGAUAAACCUUUUAUAUGUAUAUUGUGUAGAGAAGAAUUUGCUUUAAAAUCAUUGCUUAGUAAUCAUAUUUUGGUAUUGCAUGGAGUUGACCCAAAUCCUCUUGUAGAUAAUAAUUUAUGUUUAAAACAAAUUGUUCUUACGAAACCAUGGGGUCAACAGAUGCCGAUACCUAUAUCCGAUCAAAAAGAUACGAAGGAACCUUCAGAGUUUGUUUCGUCUCCAGAAAUAAAUAUAGAAAAUGAAGAUGAAAAUCCAGAUAGAAAUGUCCCUGAAAAUUCACUGGAUAUGGAGACUGUUUUUUUAUGUGAAUUAUGUUCACGGGAAUUUCAUGAUAGAGCAUCGUUGUGGUUACAUAUCCGUGCGACGCACAAAGAAUAUGCUGCUUUUGCUUGUGGAGUCUGUUUGAAAAUAUGUUCCAACAAUAAACAACUUGUAAGUCACGUUAAUAUGUUUCAUGGAGGAUCAAAAUUGCUUAUAUCUGAACAGAGAAGGUAUAGCUGCACAAUAUGUGGAAGACAACACGAUUCACGAAAAAAGUUAAUCGCUCAUGUAUCGAUACAUAAUAUUAAUACUACACUUGAUCCCGCAAAUUAUGUACAGUUAAAUAGUAAUUUUUGUAGCGAAACGUUAAAUGGUAAUGAAGCAAACGAAAAUAUUUUGGAGUAUGAUGGAGAUGAGGGAGAAAAAAUAGACUGCUAUAUAUGUUACAAAUCAUUUCCAAAUGAAGACCAUCUUGUAAGACACUUGAGGAAUGCUCAUAAGAACGAGCAAAUAACCGAUGUCCUUGGUGGUAAUAGGAAUUCAGGAAAUAUGAAUGGUACUGGUAAUAAGGCACAAUGUCAUUUAUUUUAUGUCUGUGAACUUUGUGGUAAUUCGCAUCGUAGUAAAUGGGAACGUUGGUUACAUGUCAGUAGUGAGCAUAGCGAUGAACCAUCUAUCAAGUGCGAACAGGAAGGCUGCGGAAAAAUAUUUGCUACCAAAACAUUACGCAAUGAUCACAUAAGUCAUCAUAAUAUGCAAGGCUCUUUGCCAAAUACCUGUGAAAUUUGUGGUAAAUUAUGGAACACUCGAGUGGAUUAUUGGAAGCACGUGAUGGGAGUACAUCAUGCAACAGUGCCGCUUAUAUGUGGUGUUUGUCUGAAAAUAUUUCCAAACUGUUUGCUUCUUAGAACGCACGUGAGAACUCUGCAUUGGCCAUUGACAAAUGCUGAUUUUAGUUGUGAUAUAUGUGGAAGACCUUAUGCUAACAAAUCUAAAAUGUUAAAACAUAGAAAUAUUCAUAGAAAGAAAGUUGAUGCAUAUAACAACAGUAUUAAUUCUAACUUGAACGAAUCGUCAAAUUAUGGGCAUAGUGUACCACCGGAAACGACGGAUUUAACAUGUGAAAUUUGUGUUGAAAUGAAAUUUCCAAAUUUGGAAAGUUUAUGCAAUCACAGACGUAUUGUGCAUGGUCUAUUUCCGUGCGAUCUUUGUAACAAAUAUUACGGCAGAACGUCUCAUUUAUGGAAACAUGUAAAUAGAGUACAUAAAGGUCACGUAGAUAUAACGUGUCCUUACUGUUUGAAAACGAGUGCGUCUAAAGAUCAUUUAGCAGGACAUAUCGCUAAAAUUCAUAGGUAUGAGUUAGAAGUUACAAAGGAUAAUAAGAAUUCAGUAAAUUUUAAAUCUUCUAACGGAGAAGAAGUGGCUUUACAUUAUUGUGAGAAAUGUAAUAAGGGAUUUUAUAAAAGAUAUUUACUUAGACGUCAUAUGAAAGCUUGUCAGAACUAUCGGAAAGAUCCAGGAGCAUUAUUGACUCGUUGUCGUGCUUGUGAAAGAAUAUUCAAAGAUCGUGCGAGUCUACGAAAGCAUAUUGAGAAUCAUCAUAGCAAUUAUACUUGUCAUUUAUGUGAGGAGACUGUUACUUCGAAAUUGGGUAUUAUGACUCAUAAUCGCAUCAAUCACAUGAACCAUCCAGAUUUGACUUGCACUAAUUGUAAUAAAUUAUUCAGAACUAAAGAAGAUUUAGAGUCUCAUAAAAAAGAUCAUAGAUAUCACAUGAGUCCGAAUGUUUGUGAUUACUGUGGAGAUACAGUAGAGAAUAAACUUAAAUUAAAAAUGCACGUACUAUCGUUACAUCGAAAUGAAAUAGGAGUAUCUUGCGGAGUCUGUUUGAUACCUAUGAAAGAUCCUAAAGAUUUGAAGAAACACGUCGAAGAUGAACAUGAAAGUGUUUUAUCCAUGCCAAAUACAUGCCACGUAUGUGGAAAACAGUAUGCAUCCAAAUGGAAAGCUUUUGAUCAUACAAAUAAAUGUCAUGGAAAGGUAUUUAUACCAUGUAAACAUUGUUUAGCUGUUUUUACAACCGAUGAAGAUAUCAAAGAUCACUAUGAACACGUUCAUAAUAUUUCUAAAAAUCAUGUAGCUCUAUUAGAAGAUCGUAUGGAUGUGCCAGUGGAUAUCAUUGUUAAAGAAGAACCAGAUGAUAUCGAUUUUGACGAAGAUUUAUGUGAGAAUGAUUUAAAUAAUUCUAAAGGAAGAAGAUCAUUAACCGAUACCUUUGAUUGCGAGAUGUGUCCAGAAAUAUUUCUUAAUUUUGAAACAUUAGCGAAACAUUGUGAAAAUGUUCACAAUACAAAUCCAAUUCAUAUGUCUUCAAAGAAAAAUAAUGAUAGUAAACGAAAAGCGAGGAAUCGAAAGAAUUUCGAAUGUAUCUAUUGCAAAAAACAAUUUUCUACUUACAGUUUAUUCUGGAAUCACGUUAAUGUAUGCGGCAGACAUAGUGGAUUUGACAUGCAAAAUAUUGCAUCUACGUCUAUUUUAGAAACUCAUUUAAAAAAUAAUAAUCAGAUAAAGAAGGAAGAAGCUUCGUCGUUUAUGAACGAAACGAAUUUGAACAUUCCAGAUUUUAAUUUAUUUGAAGAUAUAAAUCUACAAUUAUCAGCGCAGAAACCUGUACCAAAACUUAUGCCAUUGUCGCAUAUGAAACCACCCGCAACUAAAUGUUCGAGAAAAGAUUCUCGGAAAGUAUAUGACGAAUCAACGAAUACCGAAUGUACGUGUGAAGUUUGCGGUAAACCAUGGCCCGCCAAAAAACAUCUUUGGCAACAUCUUAUUCGUUUCCAUAAACCACAAGCGGCAGUAACCUGUGGUGUUUGUUUAAAAUUAUGUCAAUCUUAUCAAGACUUAUCUGAUCACUUAAAGGCUACGCAUGCAGCGAUAUUAUCUUGCGAAGGGAAUAAUUUCACGUGUAAAACUUGUGGCAGAUAUCACAAUGCUAGAAGUAAAUUAUUAUUACAUAUGAGCGUUCAUAUUGAUGACAUUGGACCAUUUUGGUGUCAGAAAUGUCAAGGAAGUUUUGAAAGUGAGAGUAAAUUUUCCGAGCAUCUACUAAUAUGUAAAAAGAAAAUCGAAUCGACGAGAAGUAAUUCGGAAGAUAAUAUGAAGAAUGAGAAUGAAGAGAAAGGUAGUUUGAUAGGUGAUGAGACUUCGGUCGUCGAAGAAGUGGAUGAGGUAGAAGUAGAUGAAGUUGAGGAAGUUGAAGAAGUCGACGAAGUAGAAGUCGACGAAGUAGAAGUCGACGAAGUAGAAGAAGUCGAUGAAGUAGAAGUCGACGAAGUAGAAGAAUAUUUUGAUUCCUUAUCGGAAGAAGAUGGUGCUACUCAGGAAUACACUAAUAGUGAAAAUUCAGAGCAUUCUGGGAGUUUGGACAGUGGCAGUAAUAAUAGUACGAGCAAUGGAGAGGAAGCAGAAGGAGAAAAUGAUUUUGAAGCUAGGUCUAAAUCUAAUAACAGAACUAUUGCUACCGAAAGUGACGAUACUAAUUCGGAAAAUGUAGGGGCGAUUAAAAAUCAAAAUUUAAACGAUAUGAAUCGUUUUAUGAUACACAACGAAGAUACGGAAAAAAAUAAGGAUGAGAAGGAUAAUUCGAAAAUCAAAUUAUUGAGUCCUGAAACUAUAAGAGAUUGCAAUGAAAUAAACAAACAAGAAGAACAAGAUUUGAAUUUAACUGAAUCCUUGAACGGCGCUAAAUUGAGUAAUUUUCACGUAAAGAAGAAGGAAGGAGGAAGAAGCCAAAUGGAUUUUACAGAUGAAGAAGAUGACGGUCCACCUGUUUUGAGUCCAAUAAUGCCUUUAUUAGAACAGGAAUCGGUACAGCGUAAUAAUCCAAUAGAUGACACGAGACACAAGCUUAGUCCAAUGGUAACAAUGAAUGACGAUAAAACAUUGGAAAUAUGCGAAUUACCUGAAAAUUGUAACGAUGUUGAAAGAAAUACUAUGUCAUCGAUGGCCAAUCCUAUUAAUUAUUAUGAAAAUUCUGAUAACAAUAAGAUGAAUAUUAAUAUUGAAUAUGGAUGCGAGGAUUUUGAAAAUAUGGAUAAUGACGAAGAAGAAGAAGAAGAAGAAGAUAGUAUGUCAACCAAUGAAGAUGGUCAAAUGGAAAUAGAUGAGCAAAUGGAUAUAGACGAACAAAACGUAGAUUGUAAUAAUGAGAAUGGAUACGAAAAACUGGACAUUAGUAUCAAUGAUUCCGAGAUGGAUUCUUAUGAAGAUAAUUUAGAUGAAGAAAUGAAAUAUGACGAGACUAGAGAUACUAACGUACAAAUUCAUGAUUUGAAUGGAGCUGUUUUAAUGGUAACUAAUGAUUCCGAGGGUAAUCAAAUUUUAAUUCAACCAAGCGUAUUAACUAUAAGAAACGAGGAUUGUAACGCAGGUACGACAGCAUUCAUUUAUGAUGAAGCGAAUGAGUACGAAAUGGAAGAUUACGGGAUAGUACAGCAAGAAGGAAGUUCUGACGACAUUCACAAUAUGUCGUUCAUUCAAGAAGAAUCUGAUAAUGAGGAGGAUAGCAUGGAAGGUAUCGAAAUAACUGAUACAAAAGAACAUAAUAUUAGUGCCAAAAGCGAACAAUUUAACGUAUAAGUCUGUAACAAACGUGGGCGUAAGAUAAAAGAAAUAUCGAUGAGGGUCCAUAAAUGUGAGGCGGUCGUGUUUAAAAUAAUGUCGUACGUACCUUGAAGAAAAGUGGAGAAAUGAAUGCAUUGUGUACAGUAGUAGUAAUAAGUACAAAUAUUUCUAGCUUUUGACUAAUUUUUUAUAGAAUUUUCAUAUAGAAAAUAUAAUGUACGAUAUAUAUCACUAUACCGUAUAACACUUGCAUGGAUAUAUCGUGUUUACAUACAUACAUAUGUAUAUAUGUAUAUUUCUGUAAACAAAAGGUAUAUAUGCCUUAGAAAAACUGCAAGCUUCCAAAAUAUAAUUUUAAUCGAUAAUGAUAUAUAUAUAGCAAUGAUGAAUAAUUGAUAAAAGUUGGAUUUUAUAGCAAAAUUACGUUAAUUAUAAUUUUCGAUAUAGACAAGUUUUAUAUCGUUUGCGUACAAGUACACAUGUGUCAAAUGCUAAAUCUUUGCAUGAUUUAUUAGAACAUCUAUUAGACAUACAUAGAUAGGCCUCGAAAAAAAAUAUGAUUUCUUAGAUAUUUCUUAAAUGAUUUGAUAAAAAAAUAUUAUUUUUCACUAAUAUUCUUUUAAUUGAAAUGAGAAAAACUAAAAGAAAAUCCCGUAUUAUCUUAACGCUUGAAACGUGCACUGAUAUUAUUAUAUGUUUAAUUAUUACUCGUCUUUGAUAUUCAUUCCAAAAUAAUU